This is a messenger RNA of Scophthalmus maximus (turbot), 2817 nucleotides long. RefSeq names its product phospholipase D family, member 3 (gene pld3). Lineage: Eukaryota; Metazoa; Chordata; Actinopteri; Pleuronectiformes; Scophthalmidae. Gene Ontology annotation, molecular function: catalytic activity. The record is from RefSeq and is a predicted model, not a curated record. The transcript has 12 exons. The coding region runs from base 265 to 1716 and encodes 483 amino acids.
UCUCUCUCUCUCUCUCGCUGCCCCGUGUGAGAACCCAGCCGGUGGUGUCGCAGCGCCGAGAGUGACCCUGCUCCUUUGUUUUUGUACAUCUGAAGACGAAACAUCGCCAGAAACAUCACUCGUGCGGCGCGAAGAGCGGGAGACGGAGACGGUUCUCUGAGGGGCUCUCGGUCGACCCGGACGCUCAGUAACCGGGCUGCAGAGCGUCAUCUGGCCUGAGCUGACGGGACUGGUACAAAGUCAGAUGUCAUUUUGUCUGUGAAGAUGAAAACGGACAUCGCUUAUGAUCAGCUGGUGAACGUGGAGGGGAGGAAACAAGAUGACAAGAAAGCACCAAUGUAUCCCAGGUGUGUGUUGGCACUGGCGACAUUAGCUACUGUGCUGCUGGCUGCCAUGGCCGUCUAUAACCUCCUGUCACCAGGGGUUACCUCCUCCCACCCUGCCCCGAGCAGCAGCCUCCGGAAGGGCGAGUCCUGCUCCGACCCCUGCAAGAUUGUUGUGGUGGAGAGCAUCCCUGAAGGCCUGAAGUUUAACUCCACCCCUCCAACCGCUCACCCCUCCAUCUUCCAGGCCUGGCUCAGUCUGGUGGCCGAAGCUCGCAGCAGCGUCGACAUCGCCUCCUUCUACUGGACACUCACCAACAAAGACACUGGCACCUCUGAGCCAACGGCCUAUCAGGGGGAGACCAUCCUGAAGGAACUGGCUGAACUUUCAGGGAAGUUGUCCGUUCGUAUCGCAGUCAACACACCACAGCAGAGUCAACCUCAGGACGACCUCAGCCUGCUCAGCGACUCAGGAGCUGAUAUCAGGACAGUUAAUAUGAGAGAGCUCACCUCUGGCGUCCUUCACACCAAGUUCUGGGUUGUAGACAAAAAGCACAUUUUCAUUGGCAGUGCCAACAUGGACUGGAGGUCCCUCACACAGGUGAAGGAGCUUGGCGCGGUGGUCUACAACUGCAGCUGUUUGGCUGCAGACCUGGGUAAGAUCUUUGAAGCCUAUUGGUUCCUGGGGGAGAGUCAGUCGAUCCCGUCGCCGUGGCCAACCAACUUUUCCACCCUCUACAACAAGGACACGCCCCUGCAGGUGCCGCUCAACAACACGCCGGCCAGCGUUUAUCUGUCGAGUUCCCCUCCGUCCUUCUGUGCAGCCGGCAGGACUCAAGACCUUCAGUCCAUCCUCAGUGUGAUGGACGAUGCCCAGAGCUUCAUCUACAUCGCUGUCAUGAACUACCUGCCCACAAUGGAGUUUUCACAUCCGAAAAGGUACUGGGCAGACAUCGACACCCAGCUGAGGAGAGUGGCCUAUGAGAAGCGGGUCAAAGUGCGCCUGCUGAUCAGCUGCUGGGCCAGCACCCAGCCAGUCAUGUUUCCCUUCCUGAAGUCUCUGGCCUCCGUUUAUGAGCCCAAGAGCAAACUAGACAUCCAGGUGAGGCUGUUCGUGGUGCCCGCCAGCCCAAAGAAGAAGGAGAUUCCCUUCGCCAGAGUCAACCACAACAAGUACAUGGUGACGGACAAGAUAGCUUACAUAGGUACAUCUAACUGGUCAGGUGACUACUUUGAGCACACUGCUGGCUCGGCGCUGGUCGUCAACCAGACUGCAUCACAGUCCCUGGAGCCGACCGUCCAAUCCCAGCUGAAGGCUGUGUUUGAGAGGGACUGGAGCUCCGACUACAGCACUCCUCUCACACAACACUCAAACCUCAAAGGCCUGUGUUAGUUUCAACAGACAGUAUUACAAACGCCAUAGCUGCAACCACAUUCUCAUGCACUAUCUCAGUUGGACUAAUCAUCUGAAACAGUGAACAUGGGAACAUCAGCCACAGAAGAGCCCUCGGUGGAGCAUAUUUCCCCUGAAAUACUCAGGUCCGAAGGAAGAGAGUCAACUUUCAGUUGACUUGGAUUAUCACAGCUUCAGUGCCAAAUGCCAAUUUAAAGAAAAUUGUGCCCUCAAACCCGUUAACUGCUCAGUAACGUCAGUCUCAUUCAAGGGUAGUUGAAGGGUACCUGGGUGUUUUUUAAGGUGAAGAAUGCCUUUGCAUCUCUUUGCCGUUCCUUUCAAAUCUGACCCAGAAUUCAGACUACAUGUUUGUAAUGAGCCGAAUAAAAUGUUUGUUACUAUGCUGUAUCAUCAGAUCAGCACCAAACACAGGUGAGAAGGUUCUGCGAUGCUUAACCAGCGUUAUUCAGGUAAUGUUACCCUUCAAAAACGAACUUCAACAGACGUGUACGUUAAAUAUUCAAAUAAUAACGUAGAAUGUGUCAUGUGGUGCUGGUAGCACAAGGAGCCGCUGGUCCAUCUUUUCAUCCAGGUCAGUGUCAUACUCCCAUACUUAUGUAAAGUGAUCCACUCAUUGAUCACUUUCUCAUUUAAAAGAUCAAUCCCAAUGUUUGUCCUUCAUACAACUCCAGCCUCUGUGGGAGUUGUUUUUUAAUCACAGCUCAUCUCAGGGAGUAAAUAUUGCGCGCUUUUUCUUAAUGGAAUCAUUUGAGUUUGCUGGAAUGAUUGAAGCUCAAUGGUGUGCUGUGCCUGUACUGUAAAUAAUUUGGUUACUUAUUGAACUCUGUCAGCAGGACUGCUUUAAAAUUAAUGAAUUUAGCAGUACAUAAAUUGGACAUUUGCUGCAGCGAUGAACAAGUGUAAUUGCCACUGUGUGGAGUGAUUUUUAACUACUAAUUAAGGAAGAGAUGGUUGCUAUGGCAACUGUCCAAAGACAGACAAUUGUUUACAUGGUAACAACACAACUCUAGAGCAGUUAUCAAGUCCAUAUCUCCUUACAUAUAAAGAAAUGACUCAAUAAAUGUCUUUGAUUCUAUCAAA